GUGCGACCAUUUUGCCUUUCUCAUCCAAACUCAAAGUUGUAUUCUCAGCCGUAUUCUUGCAAAUAAUUUCCUAAAUAACUUUCAAAUGGCAUACUCAAAGGGUUUACUGCUUGCCCUAUUAGCAGCUACUCUUCUCACUUCUUCUGAGGUCUUUGCUCGUGAGUUAGCUGAGACUUCUACCAACGAACAAACUCAGUCCGUGGAAGAGUCUAAACAUGGACACUACGGACAUGGUUCCUAUGGACAUGGCUCUUACGGACACGGAAGUUAUGGUCACGGGGGACACGGCGGCCACUACCCACCCAAGGAAGAGGAAGAUAAGGAUCAAAAGAAUGAUGCCGUAGAACCUCAACACUAUGGUCACGGCGGAUACGGUGGUGAUGGCUAUGGUCAUGGUGGAUAUGGCGGCGGCGGCUAUGGUCACGGUGGAUACGGUGGUGGUGGCUAUGGCCAUGGAGGUUAUGGUCAUGGUGGUUAUGGACACGGAGGUUAUGGCCAUGGCGGUUAUGGACACAGUGGAUAUGGCCAUGGCGGUUAUGGACACGGUGGAUAUGGUGGUCACUACCCACCUAAGGAGACAAAGACUACCGAGGAGCAAAAGGGUAACUAAAUACGUUAAGGCUUUAAAGGAAAUAAAUUGUAUGUGUAUUACACUAGUUAUAUUAUAUAUUAAAAGGACGUGGUUGUUGGAAACUAAGGUUGUUUCUUAUUAUGUUGUUAGAGUAAAACUUUGAUGAAAUGAUUAUCAAAUCAUAUACUCUAAUAAAUGUUACGUCGUAUCAUUAUAUAAUAUAAUGUUGUGAUUCUCUCUUAUGUUAAA
Chenopodium quinoa (quinoa) is the source of this 820-nucleotide messenger RNA. Its product is annotated as cold and drought-regulated protein CORA-like. NCBI's taxonomy places the organism in Eukaryota, Viridiplantae, Streptophyta, Magnoliopsida, Caryophyllales, Amaranthaceae. The record is from RefSeq and is a predicted model, not a curated record. The transcript has 2 exons. Bases 86 to 610 code for a protein of 174 amino acids.